CGCCCGGACCGUAGGUCUACAAGCAUUCCACAACCAUCAUCUGCGAGGUGAGAAGUGCGAGCGUGCAGUCUCUCUCCGUCCCUUGACCGUGCGGCACAAAUCGACCGAAAAUCGCGUCGUGUUUCUCGAGUUCUCAAGACCAACGAGAUGUGCUCGAAUACGAACAUCGCGUUGCGUAACGGUGGCGAUACAUGAGAGGACUGGUCGGAAGACUGAUAGUGACGUGAUCAGUGAACCGCGGACUAUCUAACCACAAAUCGUGUGCAUGACGAAUUAAAAGCAGUGCAGUGAUCCGCAAUAUUGUCACGUAUUUCCUGAUUGAUUAUUGAUUGAUUGAUAUAGUGAUUGAUCAUUAAGUAUCGAGGCAUCGUGUGAGACGAAAGUCUCAACCACGGCAGCAAAAUUGAUCUGGACUUGCACCAACGCACCGCCGGCUUUAUGAGAGCCGGCGGCAGCAUGUGCGAUGGUUCCUUCACGGAGACUCUGCGUAGUAUGCAGGGAAUGACGGGAGCGUCGCCACCGGGUGGUACCGGUGUCAAUCCCAUGGGGGUUGGCCUCGGUAGUCCGCUUGUCCCAGCAGGCAAGAAAGUGCAGGUGGAACACAUUAAACGGCCGAUGAAUGCCUUUAUGGUCUGGUCACGGCUACAACGACGGAAGAUCGCGCAAGAGAAUCCCAAAAUGCACAACAGCGAAAUCUCCAAGAGGCUUGGUGCCGAAUGGAAACUCCUCACAGAAGAUGAGAAACGCCCGUUCAUUGAUCAGGCAAAAAGGUUACGUGCCCAGCAUAUGAAAGAACAUCCGGAUUACAAGUACAGACCACGAAGAAAACCCAAGACUCUGCGGAAAGAAGGCUACCCUUACAGCAUCCCAUACCCAAGUGUUCCCAUGGAUGCUCUUCGAGCCGGUAUGGCUGGUAGCAUGGGACAAGCAGGAAUGGGCUCUUAUUACAGUCCCGCGGCGGCCUACGGCUCUAUCUCAGCAGCCAGCAUGGCCGCGGCCGCGGCUGCGGCCGCACAACAGUCGGCCGCCAUGUCUGGUCUCGCGGCACCUGCUCAGGUGGUGAGCUCGAUGGAUGCCAUGAAAUAUUCCAUGGAAGCUGACAAGUAUCGCGCCGCCUACAUGCCGCCUAGUACUCUGGCGAUGAGUAUGUAUCCGGAUCCCAAGUACCUGGACUCAAACCCUAAAACCUAUCUGGACCGGAGUUACCUAGUGGACUCCGCGAAGGCGUACUUCGAGCAAUCCAAGCUUUACAUGGAUCAGAAACCUACGAUUGUCGACUACAACCGGCCCAGUUAUGAGCCUAAUAAGCUGUACGAAGAAUCCAGCCCAAACAGCGUCAUCGGCGGCAAUGGAUCCACUCGGUCACCGGCUGCAGAGUCGCCUGACACGAGCAAACAGCAUGAGAGAACAGAACAAGCCUCGUCUAGCGCGAGCUCAACAUCGACGUCAUCAGCUGCAAGUCCCGGCGCGACUCUCCCGACAUAUUAUUCCGGACCAGUCCAAGCCAGUGGUUUAUUGGCCCCACAGAUGGGACAAUACGGUGGAUACCAAGCAGCGCCUACACCGGGAAACGAAUCCUUUCGCCGACCAUUGACAGUCAUCUUCUGACCAUCCGAUAGACCGUAACUCUGAUCCAUUUUCGAGGAGCACUUGCUGUGAUGGCUAACUCGUUGGAUUGCAACAAUUGGACCGCGAACUCGACCGAUCAGAAAUGACAGUGCAGCAAAAGGAAUUUCUGUACGUUACCAGUCGCGGUUCCAAUUGAGGAUCAGAGCCUAAUUCUCUGUCAACAUGGAACAUAAUUCGGAGUUAUUAUGAGGAUCUAUUAAGCUCAUAAAUGAUCUACAUUUUUCUUUAGGCAAAUCAAAGUAUAACUUACGUUAAAAGUUUUGCCCGCUUUUAUGCAGUUUUAUAGUGCUGCCACAAAUAAGGAAAAUAAUUUUAAUGAUUUAAUCGAUGCAAAAUAACCUCAAAAAAGGAUCAAAAUCGCAAAACUGGCAAUGGAAGGUGCAUAUCUGAUACUGCUUUACGAGUUUCAAUAAGUAAAGAAUCCAGAAAAAUUAAUUAAUUUCUUUCUUUCUUUCUUUCUUAGUUACAAUAUGAAAAGGAAGAACCCAAUUAAAUUCAUGACAAGAUCUUAAUUAGUCAAGAAAACACUACUGACAUUUGACUGGGAUCUCUUAUGUCAACACUCCUUAGAAGACAUACUUUUGAAUAUUGGACGAAUUAUUAAAACAGCUUGAUGGCUUUCUAGCAUCCAAACACCACAGUCUCCUCUCCGAUGGAAUUCAUAUACUGCCCGAAAAAUGAUGUAAAGUGAUGUCGAAAGGGAUGUCAAUGAUUUAAUUAGUAAUCUUUUUUAUAAAAAGUAGUGAACUUAGUAAAAAGGAUUAGAUUAUUUAUGAGCAUGUCUAAUAUUUCCUAGAAGAAAAGUUGUCGCGGGCUACAGCGUAAAGUGGAUUUCACGUAAUAAAAGUGAAAGAAACUGCGUGUGAUAGUGCUCUAGAAACAACAUUCUCUUUGUUCAACUAGAUUUCCCGAAUCUUGCCAAACUUUCCAACAAUGGCUUUUUCUGGACAAUAUUUCAAUUUCCCCGAGGAAGAAUUCCAGCAAGCUUCUAAGGAUUCUAGUAACCAAUAAAGCGAGUUGAGCACAACAGAUGAAGAUCUCUUGAAUAGAAUGGGAUUUAGAGUUAUGAAAAAACUCACUGAUACUUCCUAAAAUCAAGAUAAUUCUCCCAAUGUAAUCUUGACAAAUCGAUUAUAGUUCAUAAAAAAAGGGUGAGCACAUGCAUCUUUGAAUACCAAUUAUUUUAGGAAGUGUUAACCCAACAGUUUGACGUCUGUCGUUCAAGACAAUCGAUUUGGAAGAAUCAUCAAAGGAAGAGGAUUAAAUACAUCUUCCUGAUAAUUAGAUAUAUAAUAAUUCACUGUAUCUUGCUGUUAAAGCAUCGCUUUUAGAGCGACGAUCUACCAGCAAAAUGGAGUCUGACUACCAAACUUCAAGAAAAAUGGACGACUAACGACAACGUCGUCACGGAUGACAACGAAGACCAUAAGGACAUUCGCUUGUGUUGUCGACUGACUAGUCUUGACCGAAAUUGUGUUAAAAGUACGUUGUACAUAGUCCCUGUGUAAAUAGUGUAGUAAAAACUUGGCUUUCCCGACGUUUCCGCAAAUUCGCUUUCUCACGGCCUCCGUCGCAGAGGCACAGAAACUCGUAGUCUCUGAGGAGAAAGCAGUACAAAUGGAAUCGUGUGCGUGCGUGGUGUCAUGAAGACCUGUCGCGAGUGUUCGAUCUCGUCGAAGCGGCGUAAGCAUCCUUCUCUUCGUUUCUUUUCAACUCGCAACUGGUAAUGAAUGUGUAUUUAAUCUUAUAUACAACAUAUACAGUUGUAAGCUUGGUAAAACGGCUGGUUCGUGCAUUUUAGAACUUCAGUGACUACUUUUAAGAAACUGUCGUAGCUCAGGAGUAAAAGUAAGAGCAAUUUUAUCUUUCCAAUGAUGAUUUAAUUACUCUACUCGAAGCAAUAUUACCACUUGUGAGUUGAAAGUUCCAUUCGUGGGUAGAUAAAUUUGCAUCCAUGGACAUUUUCUAUGAAAGAUUGCAUUUAAUAUGUCCGCAGGUUUGUGCACUCGCGAAGCUAUUGUUGCAUUAUAGAGUUUGCGAAGUUUAUUUGCGAUCGUCGCACCUCGUACGAUCGCAGAUCGUUUUCUUUUUUUAAUUUUGCUAUCGAUAAUCAUAGAUGCAUAUUUAUUAUUAAUUUUUUUAGAUAAAAAUUACUUUUCACCACGAUAAUAAUAAUAAAUUGUAGGAAUAUGAAAGUUUAAUAAUUCUUGUUAAUUUCCUGGCUGACAAGAGCGUUUCGCCUUGGGGUCUGUUGGUUAUUUUCUGUUUUUCGAUCUGUUGUCGCUUUGUGGUGUCCAUCAAAUCGAGUUUACAAGGGACAAAGUAAGCUGCGGAGAACACCUCGCUCAAAGAGCGAGACAUUCCUGCUAUACGACGUGUAACCUUUGUAUUCGUACCGUUACGAUGAACCUUAAGCUGUAUCGAUUAUCCGCGUAUAACAUAACAAGUGACAAAAAUAAGAUAUAAAUAUUGUAACGUAAAUAAAAAAUAAACGUUAAAUAUUAUCCUUGGAA
This is a messenger RNA of Ooceraea biroi (clonal raider ant), 4142 nucleotides long. RefSeq names its product transcription factor Sox-19b. Gene Ontology annotation, biological process: positive regulation of transcription by RNA polymerase II; neuron differentiation; brain development. Gene Ontology annotation, cellular component: nucleus. Lineage: Eukaryota; Metazoa; Arthropoda; Insecta; Hymenoptera; Formicidae. Gene Ontology annotation, molecular function: RNA polymerase II cis-regulatory region sequence-specific DNA binding; DNA-binding transcription activator activity, RNA polymerase II-specific. The record is from RefSeq and is a predicted model, not a curated record.